UGUUAUUGUUUUCAUCGAUUGGAAUGAGAACCGUCACUAAGAGAUGGAGACACUUUCGAUGAAAACAACACAUGUGAUGUUCAGUUUUUAAAAUUUAAAUCUUUUUGUCUCUUUAAACUUAAUUGGUUCAAUUGUUUACUUUUUGAGUUGACCAUGAAUUCUGAUGAUUCUAUUGGUGAUAAAACUAGACCACGUUUUGGGAAUCGCUUUCUGACCAAUGAGAACGACGUCUUCAAACACAAUGCUUGGGAUCAGGUUGAUUGGACUGAAGAGCAAUUAGCUGAGGUGGAUGAAAAAAUAAAGUGCAAUUCAGCUCAUCGAGUUGAUGAUGAUUCGAAAAGCAAAUAUCUUCUGAAAGCCGAUGAGUAUUGGGAUAAGUUUUACCAAACACAUCAGGAUAAAUUUUUCAAAGAUCGACAUUGGUUAUUUACUGAAUUUCCAGAAUUAUUGUCAAAUGAUGUGAAUGUUAUUUUUGAAAUCGGUUGUGGUGUUGGUAAUACUAUUUUCCCUCUUCUCGCUCUCAGAGAAAAUCCAGAAACUAUGAUUUACUGUUGUGACUUUUCACCAGUUGCUAUUGAUUUAUUAAAGAGCAACAAUUCAUUUGAUGAAAGUCGAUGUAAACCAUUUGUCUGUGAUGUUACUCAAGAUCAGUUAUCUUUACCCUUCGAGGAAUCAAGUUUAGAUGUGAUUGUUUCCAUUUUCACAUUAUCAGCUAUCCCUCCAAAAAGUAUACCUGAAACAAUCAAGAAAUUAUCUCGAUACCUGAAACCUGGAGGAUUGUUUCUUUUUCGUGAUUAUGGUAAAUACGAUUUAGCUCAAGUAAGAUUUAAAAAAGGUUCUUGUAUGGAUGACAAUUUUUAUGUUCGAGGCGACGGAACAAUGGCCUAUUUCUUCACACCAGAAGAAGUCGGCAAACUUUUCGUCGAUUCUGGUUUAGAAAAGGUAUCGUUAAUCACUGAUAAACGGUUGCAAGUUAAUCGCGGUAAACAAUUGAAAAUGUAUCGAGUUUGGAUUCAAGCUAAAUAUCGUAAACCUGAUUAACUUUGAUUGAAAAUUUUCCAACAAUUUUCACAUAAAAUUAAAUCAACAAUCAACUUGCAAAUG
This is a messenger RNA of Panonychus citri (citrus red mite), 1104 nucleotides long. RefSeq names its product tRNA N(3)-methylcytidine methyltransferase METTL2-like (gene Mettl2). The record is from RefSeq and is a predicted model, not a curated record. NCBI's taxonomy places the organism in Eukaryota, Metazoa, Arthropoda, Arachnida, Trombidiformes, Tetranychidae. The coding region runs from base 154 to 1041 and encodes 295 amino acids. Gene Ontology annotation, molecular function: tRNA (cytidine-N3)-methyltransferase activity. The transcript is spliced from 5 exons.